AUGACUGCUUUAAACAAGUCAAUUGAACCUGGAGACAAUCCGGAUCUCACCGAGGAGAGAGCUUCUGGAACAUUUGAUACAAAUGCAAUGGCUGCGGUGAUUUAUGGAAGUGACAAGUUCGCCCAACGCCGUCGAGAAAUCUCUGAAGCAAUUUCGAAAAUCCCUGAACUCGCUGAUUCGGCACCUCUCCCUUUCCUAGAUCGUUUUGGGAAAGUAACAGAAGGAUCUAGAAAGCUAUCAGUGAUUCUGGAGAAUAUUGAUAAGCUGAUUGAUCCGAGUAGCUAUGAAGAAGGUCUUCAUCUUUAUACAGAGGUUAUGGGUAUGGAAGGGCAUCCAUUGGCACUUCACGAAGUCAUGUUCAUUCCAGCACUUAUUGCUCAGGCUAGCGAUGAGCAACAGGUGAAAUGGUUGGGAAGAGCUAGACGGAGAGAGAUUAUAGGGUGCUAUGCGCAGACGGAAAUGGGACAUGGAUCAAACCUCCGAGCCCUGGAAACCACAGCUACAUACUCCCCAGAAACCCAAGAAUUCAUUCUACAUUCUCCAACAAUAACUUCCUUGAAAUGGUGGCCUGGAGCACUUGGAAAAAGUGCAAAUUGGGCAGUUGUGGUGGCCAAUCUAACCAUUCGUGAUAAGAACUAUGGACCACAUCCAUUCAUGGUCCAGUUGAGAGAUGAAGACUCUCAUGAACCACUUCCAGGGAUUACUGUAGGAGAUAUCGGCUCCAAAAUGGCGUUUAAUGGAGGAGACAAUGGGUUUUUGGGAUUCAGAAACUACCGUAUUCCACGUGAAUAUCUUCUGAAUCGCCAUGCAAAAGUGGAGGCAGACGGGAGAUAUGUGAAACCACCACAUGCAAAGAUCAAUCAUUCAGCAAUGAUUCGGGUUAGGAGUCACAUGGCGACAGGGCAGGGAGCACUGUUGGCUCAUGCAUUGGUGAUAGCAGUGAGAUAUUCGGCAGUGAGGAGACAAGGGUACUUGGAGGACAAAAGCCGUGAAGUGAAAGUGCUGGAUUACCAAACCCAACAACACCGUCUAUUCCCAUCAAUCGCUCGCGCCUACGCCUUCAUCUUCUGUGGAUUUGAAACAAUUCGAUUAUAUGAUCAAUUAUUGAUUGAUGUUCAAAAUGGGAAUACAUCUGGAAUGGCUGAUCUACAUGCAUUGACUUCUGGAUUGAAAUCAGUGGUCACUUAUCAGACUGGAGAGGGCAUUGAACAGGCGAGAAUGGCAUGUGGAGGGCAUGGUUAUUCUAUGGUUAGUUUGAUGACGUGGAACGGGGAAUGUAAUUUGAAAUACAUAUCAAAAUGUGCCAGCUACAUCUCUGAGAUCUAUGGAGUCGCAAUCGCCGGAUGUACGUAUGAAGGGGAGAAUAUGGUGAUGCUUCUCCAGUUGGCAAGAUAUCUUGUCAAAUCGAUUGAAAUGAUUCAAAAUGGAAAAUCAAGGGAAUUGGGACCAAUGGUGGCGUAUCUAGCUGAAAAGGAAUCAGAAAUUGAUCUAAAUUUGAGACCAAAUGAGUAUCUGAAAGUGUUCGAAUAUGCAGCAAGGAAUCAGACAUGGAGAGCUACGGAAAAGUAUCAAAAAUUGAUUGAAAAGGGAGAAUCCAAAGAUGUAGCCUGGAAUAAUUGUGCUGUAGAGAUGACUAGGGCCAGUCGCCUGCACACUCGUCUCUACAUAAUGUCCACUUUCAUCAAUCAUGUAGGAUCAAUAGUAGAUCAAAAAGUGAAGGGCGUAUUGAUUGAUUUAUUGAAUGUACAUGUAACAUAUGAAGUCAUGGACAUUGGAAUAUAUGUCCAGGGAUUACUGUCAUCGAAUCAAAUGGACUUGAUAAGGAAUCAGUUGUAUGUGUCUCUUGAGACAAUCCGUCCCAACGCUGUCUCUCUCGUCGACUCAUUCCAAAUCAGUGAUAUGCAGUUGAGAUCGGUCCUCGGUCGUCGCGAUGGAAAUGUCUAUGAGAAUCUCUUCAAAUGGGCAAAAUCGUCUCCAUUGAACAAGACAGAUGUACUUCCAUCAGUUACUCAGUACUUAAAGCCAAUGAUGGACAAAUCGAAAUUGUAG
Messenger RNA from Caenorhabditis briggsae, 2049 nucleotides. Lineage: Eukaryota; Metazoa; Nematoda; Chromadorea; Rhabditida; Rhabditidae. The record is from RefSeq and is a predicted model, not a curated record. Bases 1 to 2049 code for a protein of 682 amino acids. Gene Ontology annotation, biological process: ascaroside biosynthetic process; fatty acid beta-oxidation using acyl-CoA oxidase; lipid homeostasis. The transcript has 8 exons. Gene Ontology annotation, cellular component: peroxisome. Gene Ontology annotation, molecular function: fatty acid binding; FAD binding; acyl-CoA oxidase activity.